Messenger RNA from Loa loa (African eye worm), 249 nucleotides. RefSeq lists its product as hypothetical. The coding region runs from base 1 to 249 and encodes 82 amino acids. The record is from RefSeq and is a predicted model, not a curated record. Lineage: Eukaryota; Metazoa; Nematoda; Chromadorea; Rhabditida; Onchocercidae. The transcript is spliced from 2 exons.
AUGGAUCGUGAGCGUACAUUCCGAGGUGAUGGCGGGCCACGUUUCACACGUUGGAGGCCUUGUUUUUUGGCUUGCGAAGAUAACAAUAUAUUAUGUUGGCCAGUUGCGCAAAUAAAUCCCACACGUCGACGUUUUCCAUAUUAUGGACCUCGAGAUUACAACUUCCAUGGCGAGCGUUGCGUGUCACCUUUUUUUGCAUAUGAAGUCCUCUUACAUCAAGAAAAAAGGAGAAAAUUGAAUGAAGUUUGA